AUGAAGUCUUUUCAAUUUCCUUUGGUGCAGGCUGACUGGCUGGAGCUUCUGGCUGAACUGGGGCUGAAGGAGCUUGUUGUACCGGCUGUGCAGACUGAACUGGUUGAGCUGGCUGAGAUUGUGGAGCUGCAGCAGCCUGUGGAGCUGGAGGCUGUUGAGGAGGCUGAUUUGGGAAGCCCUGGGACAUUGCUCCCUGUUGCAUCAUUUGCUGCAUCUGGAAAGGCAUGA
Messenger RNA from Ogataea philodendri, 228 nucleotides. RefSeq lists its product as uncharacterized. The transcript has a single exon. The record is from RefSeq and is a predicted model, not a curated record. Bases 1 to 228 code for a protein of 75 amino acids. Lineage: Eukaryota; Fungi; Ascomycota; Pichiomycetes; Pichiales; Pichiaceae.